Teleopsis dalmanni is the source of this 4809-nucleotide messenger RNA. It is a transcript of the gene rho-5, whose product is annotated as inactive rhomboid protein 1. Gene Ontology annotation, cellular component: endoplasmic reticulum membrane. The coding region runs from base 277 to 4809 and encodes 1510 amino acids. Gene Ontology annotation, biological process: regulation of epidermal growth factor receptor signaling pathway; regulation of protein secretion. The transcript is spliced from 8 exons. The record is from RefSeq and is a predicted model, not a curated record. Gene Ontology annotation, molecular function: serine-type endopeptidase activity. NCBI's taxonomy places the organism in Eukaryota, Metazoa, Arthropoda, Insecta, Diptera, Diopsidae.
UUUUUCUUGAAUAACAUUAUACAAAAUAUAUGGGAAAUUAAAUAAAAGUUCGCGAAAUAAGUCUACUCUAGUACUACAAUGUUCAGUGACCACUGAAACGUACUCGGUUCGCUUGUAAGGAAGUGAUUCGUGUUUUGUAAAUUAUAUUACAUGAUUAUUAAAAAUAGUUUGUUUUAUUAUGCGACAGAUCGAUUUAUAACGAACGAGUUAUUUGCAGUUAAUACAAGUUCAAUUUAGUACUUUGAAAAUUAACAAUAAUUAGCAUUUGAAGGCAAUAUGCAUUCCCCUUCGUCCAACAGAACACCAAAUGAUAUCGAGACUGAUAUGCCAUAUCAACAACAAAUGGUUUGUAACAAUCGUCGCAAGCUAUCUCUUAAUUACUCAAAUCAACUUCUGAGUACACCUGUAGAAGUGAUUGAUUGUAAUAAUACGACACCAAAUACAAAUGGACGAUAUAGCCCCCAUACCUCUGAUUUACUUUUACGCCAAUCAACAAAACAUUCAAUUGAACGUUACGAUGAUGCUUUAAACUGUUGCCUUCCUCCACCAUCUCCUGCACCCAACAACGAUCACUAUAUGACAAAUUUAGCAACUCUUUCAACAGUUCCAGAAUCAUCGAAGCCCAAUAUAAAGGCUCCAAGUAACAACAGUGGUAUUGAUAGUCAACAAAUUUUCCCGUCGCAGUCUCAGUAUGAUUCCGAACCGCCUGAAAAUGUUCAAGUUGCAGAUAUUUUAACGCAAAAACAACACGAGUUACAACAAAAAUAUGUUGGACAAAAGACAUUGCCUUCUAGCAACAUUUGUCCUUCUAUGUGCUAUAACUCAUCAAAUAUAAAAGUUAUGAACUCAUCAUAUUCGCAAAAAUACAACAACGUAAAUACUCAACGCUCAGAUUCGCCAAGUGCUCGUUAUCGAAUUCCUGAAAAUUUUCGGGAACCCGGUGCUAUUGUGAACACCUCAGACAAUUGCAGUGAUAGCAAAAUUCAAAAUAAUUAUGCUGUGACGACCUCGGCUGUAACACCGUUAGCAAGAUUUGCUUCAACAACAUAUUUUAUUUCACAAAAUACAACGCCGCUUCAAACAAAUGACUCAUACACAUAUUUAUCUUCCACUGUACAUACUCCAGUAAAACGAUAUAUUCCUACACCACCACCUAAUGAAAUCGUGUCAAUCACUCCAACAUUGAUGUCAGUUUCGAUGCCAGUUUCGAUGCCAGUUUCGUUACCCGUACCCAUGCCAAUGCCCAUCAUAAACGGUCAUUCAAAAUGUAUUAGCAAUUCAUCUAGUCUAUAUACAACACCACAUCAUCACAGCAACUUGCCUUAUAGGGUUCGGAUAAAAUGCUGUCCAAGCGAAGAACAAUUUUCUCAACUUCAACAGCAACAGCAGAUAAUGCCUGCAAAUAUUAAUGUAUAUGAACGAGAACAUCGUUCCUUGUGUAUUGCAGAUGGAUGUGCUACGUCUCCACGUAUGCAUCCCACUUCAUACAUGACUAAAUGUACUGUUGCAUCUACUGCUUCAACAACACUAUCAUCAUGUAAAGGAAAUAUAGCAAUUAAUGAACAAUUGCAGUUACCCACAUCUAAUGCAGCUACAUCAACAACGGAAGUGUUAAGUACUCAAAACGCUAUUAAUUUUUCGUCUGUAAAUGCUAUAGAAUCAAGUAACCUAAAUACUACUAAUAAUAGUAGCAUGUGUUCACAUUGCAGCACUGUACGCCGUACAACUGGUGUACAUCAAACAACACAAACAACGGGGCCAAUAAGCCCAAUUCCUUUGCAACAAAUAUCUUCUACUUAUAAUGGAACUAGUAAUUUUCCUGGGCCUAUAUGUUCAACUGCGAAUACCUUGGUAUACUCUGCUGAAGAAACAAAAUUAUCCCCUCUUUCUUCACAGUCAAUUAGUGUACAACCAACCCUUUUGCAGAUUAACAUUACACCAACUGAACAACAAAAUGAAGUGCAACAGAAACAUAAAACUAAGCAAGCACAGUUUCAACAAAUGUAUGGACAAUCGAAAACGCAAAAUCCACAUAUACAAUGUUUACCUACACAACAGCAACGGUAUUCACGAAAAAAGCGUUUAAAUAUUUAUUUUCGAAAACAGAUUGCAACAUUUUUUGGAGUUGACGUUAGCACAGAAGCGGAGGAGUAUGAAGUCUGGCAAUCACGACACCGUCGACUUGCAAUACGUCGUUUUGGAAAUUUAAAAUUUAAAAACAAACCAAUCCAAAACAAUACUUUUAAUUCAUGCAAUCUUCAAAUUAGUAGUCACACUCACCGUAUAAAUGGCCAGAACUGCAAUUAUUCAUCAGACCGUCCUGAUGUUUUACCCGCUCAUACAGCUGAUGAUGACGAUAAACAAUCCAUUAAUUGUUAUAAUAUAAUUAAUUUAAAUAAAACGGCCUAUCAAUAUUCAAACGUUCAGUUUCAAUUUGCAGAAAAUGUGCAACGUAAACCGUCUGUAGUUGCAAUGAUGCUUUGUAGCGUUAAAUAUAUUAUGGACACUAUCAAUAGACAUCAACCACGAAUAUAUCAUCAAUGGUCUCGAAGUUUUGCUCCACCACAUGUAAAUCAGCUACAACUAUCUGAAGAUUUUAACGAUUUACGCCUGAAUUUGUCCUUACUUCAAGAAAAUGAAGUAUUUUUUGAUGCACCAAACGCAGAUCAAAAUGCAACAUCAUCAGCUUCAAUGACAACUCAAUCUAUAAAUAAUACAAUAUCGCCAAACAAUGGCACUACUUCAAACAAUCGAUCUAAUAAUGUGCCGGUAAUCAAAACAUUUGAAAUACAAGAACGCCAAAUGUAUGUUAGUGAACGUGUACAUGGCUGGAGAACAACGGGUUUAAUCGGCGGCAGUACACAGUUGCAAACUGACCCAUUUGAAACAAAUACGCAUCAAUCUUCCACUGGAAACGCGAGUAAUCAUCAAACAUUUAGCCAUAUGCCAAGUCAACAACUACAGCAAGAUAGCAGCAAUAUUCGUGGACAUCGCAUUAUUCCUCAGCUACUAGAUGGCGUGCUAGAAAAUUCACGUAGAACUUUGCCAGUCAGAAUUAAGUUAUAUUCCCUCAAUGAUUUAGAUGAUAGAACAGAUCAUCGUCCUUUUUUCACAUAUUGGAUAAAUACUGUCCAAACGCUUAUAUUGUUUUUAUCACUUAUAUGUUACGGUAUUGGCCCGAUAGGUGUUGGGAUAGAGCAAAAAACUGGACAAGUUUUAGUAACUAGCCUUAGUCUGCAAACAGUUCAGCACACAGAACAGCGCAAUUUUUGGAUUGGUCCACGAAAUAAUGAUUUAGUUCACAUGGGUGCAAAAUUUGCAACGUGUAUGCGCAAGGAUAUAAAAAUAAUGGAUGUGCUUUCGAAAACGCGACGUCAAGAACGUGAAACAGCAUGUUGCAUCCGUAAUGAUGAUUCAGGCUGCGUACAAAGCUCGCAAGCUGAUUGUUCCAUUCGGGGAUUGUAUCCAACGAAAUCAAUGUCCACUUGGAAAAAGUGGUCACCUGGAGAAUCCGGACCAGGUGGUCGUAUUUCUGGUUCAGUUUGCGGUUUGGAUCCAAAAUUCUGCGAUGCACCUGCCUCAAUUGCUCCUUACGAAUGGCCCGAUGAUAUAACAAAAUGGCCAAUUUGUCGUAAAACAAAUUCAUUUCCUCAACGGUUCCGAUACAAGGAUCAUACCGCAGAGCAUAUGGUUUGCGAAGUUAUUGGUCACCCAUGUUGCACUGGUGUAUAUGGAGAAUGUCGGAUUACAACGCGCGAAUAUUGUGACUUUGUGAAUGGUUACUUCCAUGAAGAGGCUUCCCUAUGUUCACAGAUAUCUUGUUUAAACAAUGUAUGUGGAAUGUUUCCUUUUUUAACCAUUGAAGUUCCGGACCAGUUUUAUCGUUUAUUCACGUCACUAUAUUUACAUGCUGGAAUUUUGCACUUGGCCAUAACAAUUGUAUUUCAGCAUAUAUUUCUUGCAGAUCUCGAACAUGUCAUUGGACCAAUUAGAACAGCAAUUGUUUACAUUGGAUCUGGUUUUGCUGGUAAUUUAACAAGCGCUGUGCUUGUGCCAUAUAAAACAGAGGUUGGACCUUUAGCAUCUAUAUCUGGUGUAGUGGCAUCUUUAAUUGUUCUCUUGAUAUUAAUAUGGAAACAAUUACGUAAACCCCAUAUCGCACUUUUAAAAUUAAUUUUUUUUGGUUCUUUGUUGUUUUGCAUCGGAACCUUACCUUGGCAACUAAAUUUUACCGCUUUGCUGGCUGGUAUAUUUUGUGGAGUCUUUUUAACCAUCGCCCUUGUCCCGUUUGUCAGUUUUACAAAAUACGAAAGGAAAGCAAAGAUGAAUCUUAUAUGGACAUGCAUCCUAUCACACUUUCUGAUCUACGCAAUAAUGAUCGUAAUAUUUUAUUUGUUUCCAACGGAAUUAACGAAUUUUCAUUUUGGAGAAAGUUUGAAUUAUAAUAGUCUCGAUAUCACGAGAGACAGCACCGAUACUGUCACCAGCACUUUAUUGGGCACAAGCCACAAUUUUCGUACAUUAUCUCAACAAAAAGCCUUUGCACUUCAUCACCCAUUAAAAGAAAAUGGACCAACAAAAACAGCAUAUUUGCACCAUCAAAGCUAUAUGAAUCAAAAUAAUAUAAACAUAAACGAUUUCUUUCAAAACAAUUUUUAUAAUUAUAAUUUACCAGAUUUAACUAAUUUUAAUAAUAGCAACUUAUUUAAAAUUAAGAAGUAUUCCACUGAGAACAUUUACAAUAUGUCUUCAUCGUAUAAUUAUCAGCAAUUAAUAGAUUAUUUCAACAAAAAUGUAACUGUGAAAUGA